Molecule: messenger RNA, 3331 nt
Organism: Polyodon spathula (Mississippi paddlefish)
Lineage: Eukaryota; Metazoa; Chordata; Actinopteri; Acipenseriformes; Polyodontidae
Product: serine/threonine-protein kinase PLK3-like
Exons: 15
Coding region: 159-2141 (660 amino acids)
Biological process (GO): mitotic cell cycle; protein phosphorylation; Golgi disassembly
Cellular component (GO): nucleus; centrosome; cytoplasm
Molecular function (GO): protein serine/threonine kinase activity; protein binding; ATP binding
Source: RefSeq, a predicted model, not a curated record
CGCGCCCACAUUGACGUCACACAAUACUUUGAAUAAAUGCUUGAGGGAUUCCCUGCCCCGGCAGAUACUGAAUUGAAAACUGCUCUUGUCUGUUGGGCAGCACUUGUUAUAAACGAAGGAAGUAUAUUGCACAAGGUCGUUCUGUUUGGAGUUAAUGAAUGGAUUCAGCGUGUUUCUCCCACUCUCAGCGCAUUGCCUGCCAUAUCAUGAGCCCGGAUUUAUUUAAAGCCAGCACAGAGAGGACACAAGUUGCCCAGACGCCAAAACCGAGCCGAAGUAAAUCAGAACUGGUCCGUCCUGAGCUGGCUCAGGUCGUGACUGAUUCAAAGACGGGGAGAUGUUACUGCAAAGGAAAACUGAUGGGAAAGGGUGGCUUUGCACGCUGCUAUGAAAUGACAGAUAUGGCCAGCAACAAGAUGUAUGCUGUGAAAGUAAUACCACAGAGCAGGGUGACAAAACCACACCAGAGAGAGAAGAUCACAAAUGAGAUUGAACUCCACAAAACACUUCACCACAGGCAUGUAGUCAAGUUUUCCCAUCAUUUUGAAGAUGGUGACAACAUCUACAUUUUCCUGGAGCUUUGCAGUAGAAAGUCACUUGCACAUAUAUGGAAGGCACGGCACACAUUGACAGAUCCAGAAGUGAGAUACUACCUCAAACAGAUCAUAUCAGGACUGAAAUACCUCCAUAACAGAGGGAUCCUUCACAGGGACCUCAAACUAGGUAACUUUUUUAUAAAUGAGAACAUGGAGUUGAAAGUGGGAGACUUCGGAUUAGCUGCCAAGCUGGAGCCUGCAGAACAAAGAAAAAAAACGAUUUGUGGCACUCCCAAUUAUCUUGCACCAGAAGUACUGAACAGGCAAGGGCAUGGACCAGAGUCAGAUGUGUGGUCCCUGGGCUGUGUCAUGUACACGUUGAUGUGUGGGAACCCACCUUUCGAGACGUCUGAUCUGAAGGAGACAUACCGGUCCAUAAAGGAGGUGGAAUACAUGUUGCCACACUUCCUGUCCCUUCCUGCUCAAAAGCUGAUUGCAGGGCUCCUGCAGCGAAACCCUUCCGAUAGGUUGACUCUGGAUGAAAUCCUCAACCAUGAGUUCUUUACAAAGGGCUUUACCCCUGACAAACUGCCUCCAAGUAGCUGUGUGAUGAUACCUGAGCUUAACCCUCCAAGUCCUGCCAAGAAGUUUUUCUCCAAGGUGGCUAAGAGCCUCUUUGGCAAAAAGAAAUCUAAAGCUGAGAAGAGCCCUAGUGAAGAGCGGGAAGACAUCUCAAAGCUGGUGACUGGCAUUGUCAAGACUUCCAUCAGCCGACAGAUGAGCUACAAGACUGUAGAAGGAAAUGAGGCAACAUCUCCCAAUGGUCAGCUUGCUAGCUCCAGCCCAAGUCCCACCCAGGCUGAGGAAGAGUCCAGGAAGUCUGUAUCUCGCUCCUUCAAAGGCACUAUGGCCAGCAACAGUGAUGCUUGUGACGAUGGCAUCACUGCAACUGCUGUGGCUGAAUCGGCAAUCAAAGUCCUAAAGAACUGCCUGUCUUCAAUGCCGUCAGCAUCCUUGAACCCCCCAUGUCUGUCCAAGCCUAGUCCAUUUGUGUGGGUCACCAAGUGGGUGGAUUAUUCAAACAAGUAUGGAUUUGGCUACCAGCUGUCCAAUCAAAAUAUUGGGGUCCUGUUUAAUGAAGGGACACACUUGAGUCUCUGUGAUCAGCGCAGAACGGUCCACUACUACUUGACAAACAGUAAACACUUCACCUUCCCUGCCACUGCUGUCCCAGAGCAGCUGCACAGCCAGAUGCAUAUUGUAGAAUAUGUUGCUAACUACAUGGAGCAGAACUUGAUGGAGGGCGGUGACAUCCAGUGUUGGGAAGACAAGUUAUCUUCCCUGCUGCUGCUUCAGUGGGUCAAAACUGACCAUGCUUUAGUGAUGCUCUUCAGCAAUGGAACGCUACAGGUCAACUUCUACACUGACCACACCAAACUCAUCCUGUGCAAGUCUAAAGACUCCUACCUCCUCACCUACAUCAGCAAAGACCGGGUGUCGUUCACUUACAAGCUGAGCACACUGGCAGAGCAGGGCUGCUCUUUAGAGCUGCGGCACCGUCUCAGAUAUGUCCUGCAGCUUCUGCAGCACAAAUCUGAUGCAUAAUGAGUGAGAGACAAAAGGAUUGCACAUGGAUUCCCUCGAACCUCAGGGGGGGACCAUGGUCAUUUUGCAUUGCUUCUUCUGGGGAGCAAAUAAUGGGACUCCUUUUACUGUGAUGUCUCAGUUUCUAUGGCUAGUGUCUGGCCUCUUUUGGACUAUGGUGCAAAAACUAUCUUUCCUUUUAUUUUUAUUUUUUUUUGGGGGGGGGGGGAGAGUAAGCCUUUUAACUGACUGCAAUAUCACUACUCCCUUUUUACACAUGUGCACAAUUGUUUCUCGCACCCGAGCCUUUUCACCGAAGGUUUACACAAAGAGCUGUUACCUGGCCGAGCAGGCUCUGUCAGGAUGGACAUGUAGGCUCAAACUUAAAUUUUAUGUGUGGAAAUCACUUCCCAUUUCAAGCUACUUUGAAAGGAGAAUGAAAACUGAGUCACUACUGGCACACAACUAUAUAUGUGAAGGGAAUAAAAUUGUAGUUUUAGAUUUGCACUGUAAUGCUGUUUAUUUUUGGGGAUUCUUGUGUCGCUAAAUGUAGUUCUUAUUUGGUAAUUUUAUAGCUGCCAGUUAUUUUUAUUUGAUAAAACUGUAGAAACCAAAAGUAGGUCAUUGCUUUUUAAAAAGACUAUUUAAAAGCUGAAAGGUGGAAGGACAAGUUUGAUCAUGCUUUUCAAGUGAAUGUAAAAGUGCCUUUUCAGUGACUGUCUGGAAUGUGCAAUUACUUUUUUUUUUUUUUUUUUUUUUUUUUUUUUUUUUUUUUUUUGCAUAUUUUGCAGUAAUGGAACCCCCCCCCCCAACCAAAAGGUUUUUAGGCCUUUUUCCCCACGAUUUUAAAUGACACUUGUGUAACUGUUACUUGAUUUGGUAAUCUGUGUCCAUCUCAGAUCAGUCAUGUUCUUUUUCUUAUCCCUGUGCAGACUGUUACCUUUCAACCUAAGUGUUAAUGCAUUUCGAAAUGUUUAUUUCCUGUAAUGUUAGCAAGGUUGGACAAAGGACAAUCUCUCUUUCAUGCUAUUUUGAUGUGUAUUUUUUUUCUCAACCACAUCUGUCCUGUUUGUUUUUUAUGUAGUAAAAUAUAUAAUUUAUAUUUUUAUUUAUUAAAUUUACUUAUUUAUUAUGUACAUCUUUUUGGGUAAUGUCAACACCAUGGCAAAAUGUUGUCCUUUAAUUAUGACUAAACCUACUUUUUUUUUUUU